Molecule: messenger RNA, 831 nt
Organism: Diplodia corticola
Lineage: Eukaryota; Fungi; Ascomycota; Dothideomycetes; Botryosphaeriales; Botryosphaeriaceae
Product: btb poz domain protein
Exons: 2
Coding region: 1-831 (276 amino acids)
Molecular function (GO): protein binding
Source: RefSeq, a predicted model, not a curated record
AUGAAGAUCAAGGACAGCACCGGCCACGUCUACAACGUGCACAAGCUCAUCGUCUGCUCGCAGAGCGACUUCUUCGCUAACGCCAUGAAGGACAACACCUUCAAGGAAAGCCACACCUCCCUGAUCCACCUCCCGGCCGACGACGCGCCCGCCGUGCGCGCCAUGCUGCAGUACAUGUACACGGGCACGUACGACAUGCCCGUCUUCGUCGGCGCCAUCGACGCCAUGCUGCUCGUCCACCUGCGCGUCUACCUCCUCGCCGACAAGUACGCCGUCGGCAACGACAUCGGCGCCAUGAGUGCCGUCGCGUCCACGUCCAAGCAACAGCAGACGGAGUCCAACGACAAGAACGACAAGGACGCUGGUGCUUGUGCUACGAAGUCUUCGUUGAAGCUCGCCGAAUUGGCGUGCGUGCGCCUCGCGGAGGAUCUGGAGGGCUUGUGGGAGCUGGUGAGGCCGGCGUUUAAGCGGAUCGUGAGGGAGGUGUAUGCGUGCACGUCGGCGGAGAGGGACGGCGCGCUGAGGGCGGUGGUUGUCGCGGUUGCGGCGAAGCAUGUCAAGGCCGUGGUUGAUGAUCUGGUUGACGAGGAUGAUGAUGGUGGUGACAGCGAGGAGGGUGGUGGUGGUGGCGGCAGCGGCAUUGGUGCUGCUGCUGUUGCUGCUGGCCCUGCCGAUGGUGGUGGUGAGGGCGCCGAGAUCAACGAGGGCGCGGCCGAGAUGCAGGAUGUCCUGGGCGAGUUUGGCCGCGACCUCUGCAGGGUCUUGGCCAAGGAGCGCGAUGAGCUGAAGGCGCGGCUGGUCGAGGUCAGCUCCGUCGCUGCGAGCAAGUAA